Messenger RNA from Neolamprologus brichardi, 5060 nucleotides. The record is from RefSeq and is a predicted model, not a curated record. Lineage: Eukaryota; Metazoa; Chordata; Actinopteri; Cichliformes; Cichlidae.
UCACGUGACACCAGCGGCAAGAAGCUGCAAACGGCUCUGAGACCGGGGCUGCGCGAGCCUCAUCAUCAUCAUCAUCAUCACCGCCACAACCGCCGCAACGACAGCAUAGAGAGCCGACCGAAACCGGGGUCUUUACCGAUUCAAGGAGCGGGCGUCAUGGCGGGCCCCCGUUAAACCAAGAGCCACAUUUAUCCUCUUUGUUCUCGCAGUCUUCACGCGCCUCCGCCGAGGAGGGGCCGCCAGGAGAAGCUCUCCUUUUCCGAGGAGAAGGAGGCAGGAGGAGAUACAGCAGCGGCGGCAGCGGAGGUAACAGUCGAACCGGGGACGUGCUUAAUACGGUACGAGCCGAAUGGCGGACCGCGAGGCGUCGCCGAUACCGCUGGAGAUCCGAGCUCGGCUGGCGGAGCUGGAGCUGGAGCUGUCAGAGGGGGACAUCACUCAGAAGGGUUAUGAGAAGAAGAGGUCCAAGCUGAUCAGGGCAUAUGUUCCACAUGCUGGAGGUAUGGAGGGGCCAAUGUCUCACCGGGCCCCCCUCGGCCCUCCCUCUGCGGCCCGUUUCCACCGACGGAGAACCUCCGGCACCAGAGACGAGCGCUACAGAUCAGACGUGCACACUGAGGCGGUGCAGGCUGUGUUGGCGCGACACGUUGAGAGGAAGGUAGCGGUGCCCAUGCCCUCCAAGAGACGCUCGCUGGUGGUGCAGACCUCCAUGGAUGCAUACACGCCUCCAGGUCUGUCCCCCCUGUGCUCAGACUCCUCGUCGGGCUCAGAGGAGGAGGCGGGGCCAGGUGACGACAUGUCGGGCAUGGAGCACUGGAUGAGCCGCCCUUCCCAGCUAGGCCCCGCCCACCUAGGCUCCACCUCCUCCUCGUCCUCGUCCACGCAGAGCGGAGGCAGCGGUAAUGCCGGACGGCUAGCCGACUCGCUGGCGCACAUGCACAUCUCGCACCUGGCGCACACGCACCUGGCGCACCUGGGCCAGUCGCACCACCAGCAGAGCCACCUGUCACAGUCGCACCACGGUAUCGGCCACCUGUCUCUGAAGAGGAAGGGAGCUCUUAGUAUAGCAGAGAACGGCGGCUCUCUGCGACGGUCCUGUGAGUUUGGCUCCGACAUGCUGUGGCCUCCGCCGCUGGAGUCAGAGGAGAACCACUCGGCCCCGCCGGACGUGACGGGAUACUCGUCGGACUCGUCCCACUCCCACACUGAGCGUCACCACAUGGCCAAUAUGGGAACCAUUGCCAGGAACACGCAGAAAUACGGCAACGCGGAGCGCAUGGAGACAGGCGAUGGUGUUCCGGUCAGCAGUCGCGUGUCGGCUAAGAUCCAGCAGCUGGUGAACACGCUGAAGCAGCCUCGCAGACCUCCACUACGAGAGUUCUUUGUUGAUGACUUUGAUGAGCUUUUAGAAGUCCAGCAACCCGACCCUAACCAGCCUCGGCCGGAGGGGGCAGAGAUGAUGCCAGUGCGAGGAGAGCCGCUGGGGGUGGUCACUAACUGGCCUCCUUCUCUGGAGGCGGCUCUCCAACGCUGGGGAACCAUCUCCCCGAAAGCCCCCUGCCUCACCAGCCUGGACACAGCAGGGAAGCCCCUCUACGUGCUCACAUAUGGGAAGCUGUGGUCUCGCAGCAUCAAGCUUGCCUACAACAUCCUCCACAAACUGGGCAGCAAGCAGGAGCCCAUGGUGCGACCGGGCGAUCGGGUGGCGUUGGUGUUUCCGAACAACGACCCAGUGGCCUUCAUGGUGGCCUUUUACGGCUGUCUGCUGGCAGAGGUGGUCCCUGUUCCCAUAGAGGUGCCCCUAAGUCGCAAGGACGCCGGCAGCCAACAGAUCGGAUUCCUGUUGGGCAGCUGUGGCGUUACUGUGGCGCUGACCAGUGAUGCCUGCCAUAAGGGUCUUCCCAAGAGCGCAACAGGAGAGAUCCCACAGUUCAAAGGUUGGCCGAAGCUGCUGUGGUUCGUAACAGAGUCGAAGCACCUGUCCAAACCGCCCAGAGACUGGUUCCCCCACAUCAAAGAUGCAAAUAAUGACACUGCUUACAUAGAGUAUAAAACCUGUAAGGACGGCAGUGUGCUGGGAGUCACUGUGACGAGGAUCGCUCUGCUCACACACUGCCAGGCUCUCACUCAGUCCUGCAGCUACACUGAGGCUGAAACCAUAGUGAAUGUGCUGGACAUGAAGCCUCACCUGAAUAUCUUCUUCUGUGUGUGUGUGCAGAGUGUGAUGAACAUGAUGCACGUGAUCAGCGUGCCCUACUCGCUGAUGAAGGUCAACCCUCUGUCGUGGAUCCAGAAAGUCUGCCAGUACAAAGCCAAGGUGGCCUGUGUGAAGUCCAGAGACAUGCACUGGGCUCUGGUGGCCCACAAAGACCAGAAGGACAUCAACCUGAGCUCGCUGCGCAUGCUGCUGGUGGCCGACGGAUCAAACCCCUGGUCCAUCUCGUCCUGCGACGCCUUCCUCAACGUCUUUCAGACCAAAGGGCUGAGAACUGAAGUCAUCUGUCCCUGCGCCAGCUCCCCCGAGGCCCUGACGGUGGCCAUCAGGAGGCCGGUGGAGGACAGCAGCCAGCCUCCAGGUCGGGGCGUCCUGUCCAUGCAGGGCCUGAGUUACGGCGUCGUCAGGGUCGACACGGAGGAGCGGCUGUCGGUGCUCACUGUUCAGGAUGUGGGGACUGUCACACCCGGAGGCCUGGUGUGUGUAGUGAAGCCGGAAGGCGUGCCCCAGCUUUGUCAGACCGAUGAGAUCGGCGAGCUCUGCGUUUGCUCCAUCGCCACCGGGACAUCGUACUACGGCCUUACGGGCAUGACCAAGAACACCUUUGAGGUUUACCCGGUGAGCUCCAGCGGAGGGUUGAUCAGUGAGUACGCCUUCGUGCGGACUGGCCUGCUGGGCUUCAUUGGCCCCGGCGGCCUCGUCUUCAUCACAGGCAAGAUGGACGGGCUCAUCAUGGUGAGCGGGCGGAGGCACAAUGCCGACGACAUCGUUGCCACUGCACUCGCGGUGGAGCCAAUGAAAUUCGUCUACAGGGGCAGGAUAGCUGUGUUCUCUGUGACGGUGCUGAGAGAUGAGAGGAUCGUGGUGGUGGCCGAGCAGAGACCCGACUCCACGGAGGAGGACAGCUUCCAGUGGAUGAGCCGCGUACUGCAGGCCAUAGACAGCAUCCACGGGGUGGGCGUCUUCUGUCUGGCUCUGGUGCCGGCCAACACCCUUCCCAAGACUCCUCUGGGCGGCAUCCACCUGUCGGAGAUCAAGCAGCUGUACCUGGAGGGGGGGCUGCACCCCUGCAAUGUCCUGAUGUGCCCCCACACCUGUGUCACCAACCUGCCCAAACCGCGGCAGAAACAGCCAGAGAUCGGUCCCGCCUCUGUGAUGGUGGGAAAUCUGGUGUCAGGGAAGAGAAUCGCUCAGGCCAGCGGCAGAGACCUGGGACAGACUGAUGAUAACGACCAGGUGAGGCAAACAGCUGCGUGACAAAGUCUCAGCUCCAGAAAUAACAUCACAACUCAAUUUAAAUCAAGCUCUGGGGCAGUGUCCAGCUCUCUCACCUGUCUGCAGCUGCAUAAGAGGGCGGAGCGAGUGGCAGCUCUGCUGAUGGAGAGAGGCGGUCUGCAGGAAGGAGAUCAUGUCGCUCUGGUGUACCCGCCAGGUAUAGACCUGAUCGCAGCCUUUUACGGCUGCCUGUACGCCGGCUGCGUUCCCAUCACAGUGCGACCGCCUCACCCUCAGAACAUCUCCACCACCCUGCCCACUGUUAAGAUGAUUGUCGAGGUGAGUCACUCGGCGUGUGUGAUGACCACCGCCGUCAUCUGUAAGCUGCUGCGCUCCAAAGAGGCCAUGGCCACGGUGGACAUCAGGAACUGGCCCCCAGUGCUGGACACCGAUGACCUGCCAAAGAAGAAGCCUCCAGCUCUCUAUAAGCCCACCAACCCGGACGGCCUGGCCUAUCUGGACUUCAGCGUGUCGACGACCGGCAUGCUGGCCGGAGUUCAGGUCAGCUCAGCCCUAAUCCUCACCAAACCACUGCCGCCUGGUCCCACUCCCCUCCUCUUCCUCCUCCUCCUCCAGUCAUUACUUUUCUUAUUCCAGAGGGAAAUUCAGCCAUCAGCGCAGCAGCAAAAUGACGUGUAUUCUGGCCACCAGUCCAUCCUGAUCCCGCCGGUGGAGCUGGAGUCCAACCCAGCACUGUGGCUGCUGGCCGUCAGCCAGCUGAGGGUGCGAGACACCUUCUGCUCCUACAGCGUCAUGGAUCCACAGCUGUCCUCUCUGGGAUUAGAUAUCAUUUUCCUUUCGUCUCUUUCGCAGGCUCGGGGUCUGGAUCUGUCCCGGGUUCGAGCCUGCGUGGUGGUGGCAGAGGAGAGGCCCAGGAUGGCGCUCACACUCUCUUUCUCUAAGCUCUUCAAAGACCUCGGCCUUCACCCGCGCUCUGUCAGCACAGCCUUCGGCUGCAGAGUCAACCUGGCCAUUUGCCUGCAGUGUUGUGUACGUGCAAAAACAUCAGAGGACUUCUGCUCGAUCCUGCCCGGAGUUCGUAUCAUCAUCGCCAAUCCGGAGACCAAAGGACCGCUUGGAGACUCGCAUCUCGGAGAGAUCUGGGUUCACAGCGCUCAUAACGGCAGCGGUUACUACAGCGGUUACGGUGAGGAGGUUCUUCAGUCCGACCACUUCAACUCCAGACUCAGCUUCGGAGACACUCAGACCGUCUGGGCCAGGACGGGCUACCUGGGCUUCCUCCGCCGCACCGAGCUCACGGACGCCAACGGAGAGCGACACGACGCUCUGUUCGUGGUGGGAGCUCUGGAGGAGGCCAUGGAGCUGAGAGGGAUGAGGUACCAUCCCAUCGACAUCGAGACCUCCGUCAUCCGCGCGCACAAGAGCAUCGUGGAGUGGUUAACGGAAUGUUUUCUCCCUGCCAGUUCUACUGGGAGAUGCAGAAAGCAAAGAGUGACUGUCAGACACAGCUGCAGCUGAACAGUUCCACUCAUGCAGGAUGUCACGGCGAGUGGGACAACGUUUCAUGUUGGCAGAGCGCCGCGGUCGGCGAUGUGCUGACCUUACACUG